UAUUUUCAUGGUAGAAUGAACAGACUGUUUACACGCCAAAUUAAUUUUACGAGACAGAAUGGAAAUCUAACUUUUGUACCUCACCAUGAAGCUGUUAUUGAAAGCCAGCUUGAAAAACUGCAAAUGCUUGUUGAUAGCUCAACAAACAUCUUAAUAUUGACUGGAGCAGGAGUUUCUACAGAGAGUGGAAUACCUGACUAUCGCUCAGAAUUGGUCGGGCUUUAUGCUCGUACCAAUCACCGGCCCAUUCUGCAUCAAGAUUUUAUGAGAUCUAAAUAUGUUAGACAAAGAUAUUGGGCAAGAAAUUUUAUUGGUUGGUCAAAAUUCUCUGCUGUUCAACCCAAUACUUCUCAUAUCCUGUUGGCCAGUUGGGAGCGACAUGGAAAGAUAUCCAGCAUUGUAACUCAGAAUGUUGAUAGACUACAUCACAAGGCUGGCAGUAAAACUGCUGUGGAGUUACAUGGUUGUGCCCAUGAAGUCAAAUGUAUGAAAUGCAACCAUGAAAUGUCAAGGAACGAAUUUCAGAAAAUACUGGCUGAAUUAAAUCCUUCACUGUAUGUUCCAAAUGCAGAAAUCAGACCAGAUGCUGAUGUUGAACUAUCACAGGAAAUAAUAAAUACUUUUCGUGUGCCAAAUUGUCAACAAUGCCGCGAUGAACUGGAAGGGUUUUAUAAACCAAAUAUAGUUUUCUUCGGGGACAACGUUCCGAAAUCCAGGGUAGAAUUUGUAUUUUCACAAUUACGGUCUAGCGACUGCCUGUUAGUUCUUGGAUCUUCUCUGUACGUCUACUCGGGUUACCGAUUCAUUCUCCGGGCAUCAGAGCUAGGAAUACCAUCAGCAAUUGUAACCAUUGGCCCUACGAGAGGUGAUAAAUUGGCUAGUAUCAAACUGAGUGCAAAGUGUAGUGAAGUUCUUACAAAAAUUUGUAUCUGAAGUUUCUCAUUUCAAUGAAUUUUGCAAAACGA
This is a messenger RNA of Daphnia carinata, 965 nucleotides long. It is a transcript of the gene Sirt4, whose product is annotated as NAD-dependent protein deacylase Sirt4-like. Gene Ontology annotation, molecular function: NAD+ binding. The record is from RefSeq and is a predicted model, not a curated record. The coding region runs from base 16 to 933 and encodes 305 amino acids. Lineage: Eukaryota; Metazoa; Arthropoda; Branchiopoda; Diplostraca; Daphniidae. The transcript is spliced from 2 exons.